Molecule: messenger RNA, 1910 nt
Organism: Zootoca vivipara (common lizard)
Lineage: Eukaryota; Metazoa; Chordata; Lepidosauria; Squamata; Lacertidae
Gene: DOK1
Product: docking protein 1
Biological process (GO): Ras protein signal transduction; positive regulation of MAPK cascade; cell surface receptor protein tyrosine kinase signaling pathway
Cellular component (GO): cytoplasm
Source: RefSeq, a predicted model, not a curated record
CCUCCCCCGCCCGCGGCUUCCGCUCCGUCGGCGAAGCCCCUCCCCGCGCCAAGAGGCGGCGGCGGCGGCGCUGACAGAUCCGGAGCGGCUCGGCUGCUCGCGGCGCCUCUUCCGGAUGGACCCUCCGGUCAAGGCCGGGCCGCUCUUGCUCCAGCAGCCAUCGGGGCUGCGUAUCGGCGCCAAGCGAUGGAAGAAGAGCUGGUUUGUGCUGUACCCGGCCAGCCCGCAUGGUGUGGCGCGCCUGGAGUUCUUUGACGGCAAGGAGGGUCCUGUGCCGGCAGAGCGAGUGGGCACAAGGCGCCUGGACAAGAAGAUUGUGCGCCUGGCGGACUGUGUGAGCGUGGCCCCCGCCCCAGAUGGCAGCCCCAAGGAGGGCCUUUCCGCCUUCCGCCUGGAGACCAACGAGCGCAGCUACCUCUUUGCCGCUGAGCCCCACGAGGUGGCCGACUGGGUGGCCAGGCUCUGCGAGGCAGCCUUUCUGCAGGGCAAUCCUGGCAAAGCAGCAGCCAACUGCGCUGGGGGGCGACCCCUGGAGAUGGCCAUGAAUGCCAUUUAUUACUCCCGAGAGGAAGUCAGCGAGUUCUGGGUGACGGUGCAGAAGACGGAGGCUGCUGAGCGCUGCAAGCUGCAGGGGGUCUACGUGCUCAAGGCAUCCGGCGAGGGCCUCGUCCUUGGGGACCCCCACUCCAACCAGCCCCUCUUCACCUGGCCCUACCGCCUGCUCCGCAGAUAUGGCCGGGACAAGGUGAUGUUCUCCUUUGAAGCCGGACGGCGCUGUGAGUCUGGGCCGGGCAACUUCACCUUUGAGACCAAGCAGGGCAAUGAGAUUUUCCAUGUGGUGGAGGCGGCCAUUCAGGCGCAGAAGGCACAGGUGGUUGAGCAUCGCCACAGCACCUGCUCCCUGGACGCCGAGGUGGGCCAGCUCCCGGGUGCCCUGGCCAGCUCGCUCAGCCUGGAGGGCGAGAGCCUGGUGCCCGCUCUGGCCCCCGAGAGGCACAGCCUGCGCCCGGCCCUGGCUGCCAAGCUCAGCGCUGCCACUGCUGCGGAGGAAGAGGAGGUGGUGGCCCCCGCCAAGGGGCUGGGCCUGCGGGACCCUCUGGCCAAGUGGCCCAGCACUCCCCCCCGCUCCCCACUCCCUGAGGUGCCAGGACACCCACUGCCCCCCGAGGAUGCGGGCAACGUCUACUCUGAGCCUCUGGACGCGCUCAGGGCCUCUCGCCCCCGGCUGGACACCCUCUAUGCAGAACCCGUGGACAGCCGGCGCGAGGGGGGCAAGGAGCGUUGCCCUCCCCAGGACAAAUUGCUGUAUGAGGAGGUGGGGCCUGGCGGCGGCCAGGACAGACAGAGCGACAAGGUGCACAUCUAUGACGAGCCAGAGGGGCGGGCCCAGUGGCCGGCCCCCACCCCCACUGCCAUCUACGAUGAGGCCUGCCUCCCCUGCGAGGCCUGGCGGACGCAGGGCAUGGAGAGCCCGGCUGGCUAUGAGCUGCCCUGCCUGCUGGGGACGGGGGAAUAUUCAGUGCCGGCCUUCCCCCUGAAGCAAGGCUUCUCCAAGCCCCCCAAGCCCUGCCCUGCCCCCAAGCCCCCCCGCCCCCACAAGAAGCCCCCCCAGCCAGGAGCCCCCAGACCGGCACCCGGCAACAGCAACAACAACAACAGUGGCUGUGGGGCAGAGGAGCCCCUCUACAGCAAAGUGGUGAAGCCGCCCCUCGCCAGCUUCGGUCGCUCAGGGGGGAGCAGUCGGGAGGAGCAGUCGGUGGAUGAGAGCCGGCCGGCCUCUGUUUACGAAGACCUGGGUGAGAUCUGAUGGCCCCCAGGGAAGUCGGAGGGGCAGGGAGAAUCCCCUUGGGUCCUUGCAAUAUUUUUCUACAGAUGCCUAUUUUCAUAUUAAAGCUUUUUGUUUCAGUCGA